Messenger RNA from Eucalyptus grandis, 4017 nucleotides. Its product is annotated as probable disease resistance protein At4g27220. Gene Ontology annotation, molecular function: ADP binding; protein binding. The coding region runs from base 268 to 3714 and encodes 1148 amino acids. NCBI's taxonomy places the organism in Eukaryota, Viridiplantae, Streptophyta, Magnoliopsida, Myrtales, Myrtaceae. The record is from RefSeq and is a predicted model, not a curated record. The transcript is spliced from 8 exons.
GGUUUCUAGGGUUUUCUUUACUUUUGUGGUUUCAUCUCUCGUCUUUCCUAUUUUCUUCUCUCAUCUCUCGCCGGAUCACACCGCUUCAAAUUUCCAUGGGAAUGUUAUCGAGAUGGAGAUCGAGUUGAACCUCGGCCAUGAAUAUUUUGGUGUGAUCAGGGGCUGAAGAACCAAAUCGACACCAGAGAUUAGCAACUGGACCGGAGCUCCAGUCCUCCUCCUGAUUGAAUAACUAGAGGUUCAUCAGCUUCUCUUCCAUUGCCUCUGAUGGAUCUGCCCAGUCGGUCUCUUCCUGCUUUAACCAACAUGCCACGCCCUCUGAAUGCAGAAGAGGGAGAGCCCAUUACGGAGGUUCCACACGGUUCAUCAGCCUCUCUUCCAUUGCCUUUGAUGGAUCUGCCCAGUCGGUCUCUUCCUGCAUUAACCAACAUGCCACGCCCCCUGAAUGCUGAAGAGGGAGAGCCCAUUACGGAGGUUCCACACGGUUCAUCAGCCUCUCUUCCAUUGCCUUUGAUGGAUCUGCCCAGUCGGUCUCUUCCUGCUUUAACCAACAUGCCACGCCCUCUGAAUGCAGAAGAGGGAGAGCCCAUUAUGGAGGUUCCACACGAAGAGGGAGCACCCGAUGCAGAGGUUCUGCAAGGGGAAAUGCCAAGAGCAACGUAUCCAUUUUCGAAGCUUGUUGAGGUUCUGCCUAAUAACAAGCGGAAGUGCAACUUGCCCGCGAGCGGUUUUGUCACGAAGAAGAUCAAUGUGCACUUUGCUGGAGUUGGAGGAUGUGGAAUUCGUGACUACAAGCUCUUCGAUGACCGAGUGAGAUCGGAAGCCCUAGAGGCGCUGAAGGGAGAAAGAGCGGUGGAAGGUUCGUCCAACCUUACCCAGGGUUCGCAUCAGCCCUUGACUGCUAGCAAUGAAGGUGCUCGUAGCAAGACUUCAUUUGUUGAGAAGAAUCAGCCUAGUCGGUCCUUUCCUGCUUUAACCAACAUGCCACGCCCAAUGAAUGCCAAAGGGGGAGAACCCAAUACAGAGGUUCCACAUGGUGCGAGAAUGCAGGUUGCAUCAGCUGAGAGUCAACAAGGUACCCGUAGGCUUGCCAAAAGGAAUAUGACAUUUCUCGAAAGUAAGCUGGAAGAACUCAUCAGUAGUGGCCAAGGGGACAUGAGCAAGCUAAAUUCGAAGUGGAUGGAAGAAGAAUACUGGAGGGUAGUGCGGGCGAUCAGAGAAGGAUCUGUUCCACCGGAGAAAGUAGCUGAGGUGGUAGAGUUGUUCAAAGAAGUUCUUCUAGCUCCAGGAAGAUUUUGGCAAGCGGCGACGACACUUGUUAGACGCAGCAAAACGUCUCCCUUGGUGACAACAGAAUUGGUAGGCAAAGAGACUCAAUUGAAGGUGAAUGAGAUUUUUUCCAAUUUAAAGCAGGACAACUUUUCCAGAAUUGGUGUUUACGGUAUGGGUGGAGUGGGCAAGACGGCCAUUUUGACCCAUGUCUAUAAUAGACUACUUGAGGAUCUUGAUUCGGAUGUAUUCUGGGUUGCUGUACCGCAGGAUUUUAGUGUGUAUGCGCUACAAGAAGAGAUUGCCAAUGCGGUUGGACUAGACAAUCUCUCGAAUGAGAAGGACGUGAGGAGAAGGGCGGGCCUAUUGUAUGGACAUCUGAAUAUGAAGAAUAGAUCCAUCCUAAUUUUAGAUGGGCUUUGGAUGCAUUUUGAAGUUAAGGAGGUGGGAAUUCCGGUUGAAACGGGCAAACUAAAGUUGGUAGUGACAACUCGAUCACUAGAGGUGUGUCGUAUGAUGCUCUGUCAAAAGCAAAUCAAGAUAGGACUUCUCGAUAUGGAAGAUACUGGGUGGUUAUUUUCAAAGACGCUUUGCGUUGCAGGACUACUCCCUUCGGAAGUUGAACAGAUUGCAAGCUCUCUUCUUGAUAGGUGCUGUGGUCUGCCACUUGCGAUCAUUGAGAUUGCAACUCGCUUGAGAGGAGUAGAGAAAGUGCAUGAAUGGAGAGACAUGUUGGGAAAAUUAGAAGACUCCAAAAUGGAGCUUGACGUGUUCAAGAGAUUGCAACUCAGUUACGUGAACUUGGGUAAUGAUCAAGUGCAACAGUGUUUCCUGCAUCUAAUACUUCGUUUUGGAGAAGCACUUGUCCUUUCAGGAGCUAGUGGAGAGGAGGAGUUGAUAGAGUCUUUCAUUGAUGAGGGUUUGUUAGGUGGAAUUGCCACCAGGCAAGGACUGCACGAUCAGGGUAACACAAUAUUGGAUAAAAUAAGAGGGUCCUGCCUGUUGGAUCCAGACAUAGAGUAUCGGUGUCUGCACCCUUUGACAAGGGACAUGGCAUUGCGUAUGGUGACGAGCACAACUCACAUUGUUAAGGCCUGUAUGGGGUUGAAAGAAAUACCGGAGGAAGUAUUCUGGAAUGAUCAUCUAGAGAAAGUCUUUUUACAAGGAAACGAUAUAGAAGAAAUCCCAGAUGGCAUAUCACCAAAUUGCCCUAAACUGACGAGCCUGUAUUUGAAUGGCAACGACAUGUUGGGAGUCAUCCAUGAAUCUUUCUUCAGACAUCUAAAGGGGUUGACGGUUCUAGAUCUCUGCUACACUGGAAUCACGGAAUUACCGGACUCCAUCUCUCAGUUGGAGAGCUUGGAAGCACUGUUACUGCAAAGUUGUUUGGCAUUACGUUUUAUUCCUUCUGUAGGAAAGUUGGGAUCUCUAAGAAAGUUGGACCUUCAAGGGUGUCAAAGUCUUGAAGAAGCACCAGAGGGCAUGGAGAUGUUGGUAAAGUUGAGAUACCUCGCCCUAGAUGGCACAAUGAUCGAGACAUUACCAGAGGGAGUGUUGGAGAAGCUGGUGAACUUGCAAUAUCUUGCGAUUGAAAAGCUGAGGGCAGGCGAAGAGGUAAAAUCAACAAAGUUGGAGGCACUUUAUUGUUCUGUUGCUCAUGUGGAAACAUUCAAUGCAUGUGUGGGGUCUCUUGUGCGAAAUAGUUGCCGACGGUACACGCUCGCGGCCCCAAACGCUUACCGCCUUUGGCUUGUGGAUGAUCCUGAUAGGUCUAUACUCAUCGAUGGUUGGGACCAUAUCGCUGCGAGUGUAGACGGAACAAGCGGUGAUGGCUGCGCUUUGCUUCCGGAAAGUGUGCAAUCAUUGGAAUUGUCCAGGUGUCAUAAAAUUAAGAGAGUGGUGGAAUGGGAGUGGCUGACCACGCUCCUUCCAAAUCUGGAGAAAAUUAUUGUACAUAGUUGUGAGAAAUUAGAGGAGAUAAUACAUGGGCCAUUGCCAAGCAGAGCCACUUGUCGCCUUACAUAUCUUGAAGUAAGUGGAUGCAACAACAUAAAGAGGGAGCUGCUGACGGAAGACAUGUUGCUCCACCUCCCUUUCCUCCAAGAGAUAUUAGUCAAAGACUGCAAGGGCAUAGAGGUGAUAAUAGGCACUGUUGCCGAAAUGACGCACCGUUCCUUCCCAAAGAUAACGAACCUGGGUCUAUGGAAUCUUCCGGAACUGAAAAGCAUAUGUGAUGGGACCACGAGUUGGGAUACCCUCCGGCAGAUUUCUAUAGACAAUUGUCCGAAACUGAAGAGGAUUCCUCUGCAGCUGCCCCUGCUUGACAAUGGGCCUCCCCCUUCUCUUCGAGAGAUUCGGAUAAAUCAGCAGACGUGGGAGUCACUGGAGUGGGAUCAUCCCCUUGUCCGUUCUUCACUUGAACCCUCUGUCAAGUUUCUUGACUGAUGAAGCCAUAGAGGAUCCCGUUGAGGAUGAAUCAUCUUCCGACGUCAGUGGACAUCAGACGAAUAGCCAUUGCUACAUCAUCCUGCUCGGUUGAUGUUUAAAGUACCUCCGAACCUUGUGAUGACAUAUGCUUAAUCUAUUUCCUCUUUCUGGAUCUACGAUAACUAUAUCUUGUUUCUGGAUUUCAUGGUUUGUAUUAUCCCCCGUUUCUACCCCUUCAAACAUUUCUCUUUCUAUUUCUAUCUUCCCCACUUGAAUUAAUCGAGUAAAGAAUUGAUCUGCGUAUGAAUUAUAGAUUAUUUA